Messenger RNA from Adineta steineri, 4056 nucleotides. The record is from the annotation of a GenBank genome assembly. NCBI's taxonomy places the organism in Eukaryota, Metazoa, Rotifera, Eurotatoria, Adinetida, Adinetidae.
AUGGCAAAUUGGACAAUUGAACAAGUUAGUGAUUGGCUGAGAGCAAAUGGCUUCAAAAAACAGGUUAAGAUGUUUAAAGAUAAAACCAUAGAUGGUAAUGCACUAAUGAAAUUAACUGAUUAUGAUAUUUCUGAGUUACUUUUGCAAAUUAAUACUGAUGGAUCGAUACAAGAAUCGACGAUUGGAAUAAAAAGUAGAUUCAGAACUAUACUAAAGGAAUGGAAAAUAGAGAACCAACAAAAAAAGAAGAAGAAUCGAAAUAAAGCUACUAAUAACACACAACCAGUUCUUCCAAAUACUGUAAUUGAUUCAACUAAUUCAAAUAAAGGUGAACACAAAGAAAAUAAAGAUUCUGAUAAUGAUAAAUGUAAAGUUUCAUAUGUAAUUAACGAUGAAAUUCAAGUUAAUUUUUUCAAAAACUCAAAAUUUCAAUCAUAUGUCAUUAAUUUAAUAAAACAAAAUGUAUGUCCAGUUGAUAUCAAAAUUAAACAAGCUAAUCAGAAAAAUAAUGAAUCCUGUAUUAACUACACUAUCAAAGUAACAGGAACAAAACAAGAAAAUCAUAUUGUCGGACGUUUUAUAAAAUAUUUCGAUGAGUUAAUAAAAUUGAAUACAUACAAACAACACAUAAUUGAAAAGUGGUUACUUAACUGUAAAUCAGAUGAUAUUAUUAAAAAUAUUUUGAAUAAGGAAAGUCAUGUUUUUACCGUAUGUGAAAUGACCGGAAUUUAUAAUCAAAUAUUAAAAGUUUAUUAUUUUGUUGAUGAAAAAAUGGAUGUUGUUCAAAUUUCAACUGAAAUCGAUGAUAUUAUUCAAAAUAAGAUUUUACAAGAAAAUAUUCUUUUUUUAUCAAAUGAUAAUAAACAUACGAAUAAAUUUAUUGAUAUGAAUACAAAUAAAAUGAUACUAGAAUAUCGAAUUUGUCCAACAGAACAAUAUGAAAAAGAAUUGGAUGCAAUAAUAAAUGAAUGUAAACAAAAUAAUCUAUUGAUAUCUCUUACUUGGAAACGAUAUCAUAUAGAUAGAUCAAAAAAAGAAAAUAUGAUUGAAAUAUUUGGAUAUGGAAAAUUAGUGAAUGAAGUUUCACAAAAAUUUAAGGAUUUGUUUAUUAAACAUCAAUUAAGAAAAUUCAAAUUUAAUGAAAUGUCGUCUGCUGAAUUUGAUGGUCUUGCGAAUCUUUGUUAUCGAAAAUUGAAAAAUAUUGAACGAGAAUUUCGACAUUACUACGGUGUACAAUUCUUUAUCGAACAAAACUAUUUUUAUGCAUCCCAAUGUUUAAAAGAUGAAAUUGAAUCUCGUGUAAUAAAGUUAUUAUCUAAUUUAAAAACAUAUACAUUUAAAAGUGUCGAAUUAUAUUAUGAUAUUGCUGAUCGAUUAUAUUCAAAUUUAAAAACUCUUGCUAAAAAAAAUCAUUGUUAUUGUUAUUUAAAAACAAAAACAAAAUUAAAAUUCUAUCCGAUUCCAAGAGCUCAUGAAAAUACAUUGAAUACUUCACAAUCAAUUAUUGAACAAUCGGAUUUAUUCUGUUCAUUACCAUCAGUUUUCUGUCGAACAAAAUUAGCUAAUGGAUCAAUUGAAGUUCUUAUAGGUGAUAUUGCUGUACAAAAGGUUGAUAUUAUUAUCAUUCCAUCGACAUCAUUUGGUUUAAAAGAAAGUUUAAUCGAACGAGCUGGUGAAAUAAAUCAAUUACAAAAUCAAGAAAAUUCUACAAUUCCAUUUAUUACUGAAACAACCAGUGGAAGAUUGAAUUGUAAAAAAAUUUUAUUUGUAAAUUGGUCAGUACCAACAUGGGGAAUUGAUAAUGAUUAUUUAAGUGAAUCCAUUACAACAUUUAUUUCGAAAACAAUUCAAUAUGUUAUAGCAAAUCGUAAACAAACGGAUUCAGAUGUUUAUUCAAUUGCAUUUGCAGUACCGGAUAUGUGUGAACAAGAACAAGUUUUAGCCGAAGAAAUGAUAGAAGAAACAAUGAAUCAAAUUAAAUCAAUAAAAUCUUUUUCAUUGAAUGUAUCAUUUAUUUUAUUACCUGAUCAAAAAACAUUACACAAACAAUUUUUAAAUAUACUUCAAGAAGUACACAAAGGAGAAGAUAACUUUGGAAUGUUUUCUUGUCCUACAUCAAUUAUUACAAUUACUCUUAUCUCACUCGAUGACGAUUAUUUUACUAAAUGUGAACAAAAAAUAAAUAAUUACUUAAAUCGAUGUGUAUUUAAUAUGAAAUUAGAUGGAUUUACACACUGGAAUCAACAUAUGAUCAAUGCUUUUUAUAAAUACGCUAAUGAUAGAUAUGUUUUACCUAAAUUAGAUAAUGAACAACAAAUUGUAUUGUAUAGUCAUAUUAAUAAUGUGUAUGAAGUUAGUCAAAAAUAUCAUUUAACAAACAGAUUCAUACAAGAAAAAACCAAUUUAAUGCCACAAUUAUCAAUGGAGACAUCAUCUGCUUGUUACAAUAUUAUGCUUAGUUGUUCAUCAAAAGAUUUAAUUGUAUCAAAACGUUUAGCUAAUCGUUUAGUCGAUGAAGGUUUUUCUGUUUGGAUGAAUUCAAAGGAAACAACUACUUUUGAUCAGAUAUGCAAAAAAAUAAAUAAAUCCGAUUGUAUUAUUUUCUGUAUAAGUAAACAUUAUUUUGAAGAUCAAUUAUGUAAAAAAAUAACAAAAUAUGCAGAUAAAAUUGGUAAACAUAUUAUUUUUGUAAAAAUUCAAAAUUAUGAACCAAUUGAAUGGUUAAAAAAAUUAACUCAAAAAGAUUCUUGUUUUCAAUUAUUUGGAUCGGAUAAUAAUUUUAAUUUAGAAUGUGAUAAAUUAUUACUAAAAAUUUUACAAUAUACGAAACCCAGUUAUAUAUUACCACUUGAAAAACCAGUUAAUCGAUCUGAUGUGUUAACACAACAUCACACGGUUAACUCUCCUCAAACUGGUAUGAUGUUAUAUUUUCUGUUAACACCAGAACAAAAAAGAUCACAAUAUGAAAAAAAUAUUAAAAAAUUGAUGAAAUUGAAAAAAGAAAAGAUAAUGGAGGAUGAAAAUGAUAAGGAAAAUCAUGUUAACAAAAUACAACAAAUAAUUUUUGAAAAAGAAAAUCAAUGCAAAGAAUAUAUAGAACACAAUUUACGUUACUAUCCAAAUACUGAUGAUUCAGAACAUCAAAUCAGAAGAGAAGAAUUUGCAUAUCGAAUAAAACUUGAUAGUGGAAUAUUUUCCUACAAGCAAUGGUUAGAACAAAAUGGAAAUUUAAAAAUAAUAUUAAAUGUUGCACCAUUUACAUUGACUGGUAAUAUUAAUGAUGCAGUAUUUCCUAUGUUACAUGAAGCUUUACAAAAUUCGUAUCUUUUACAAACCCUACGUGAACAUCACAUAAUGCCACCUACACCAGAAUCUCCUUCAGAGGAAAGUAAUACCCCUAUUACUUCUCCACUAAAGGUACCAAGACGUAUACGUAUACCACCGAAAAAACGGCAAAGCACUAGUGAUAAUUCAGUGAAUGACGAGAGUAAUACCUCUAUUACUUCUCCACCGAAGACACCAGAACGUAUACGUACACCACCGGAAAAACGACAAAGCACUAGUAAUAAUUCGGUGGAUGACGAGAUAAAACCUAAAAAAAUAUCACGUCGUGUCAAACGUUUGGAUACUUCUCACACUAGUGAUGUUAACUCAAAUGAUUCCAAAAAGAAAAAAGAACCAGGAGAAAGUACUCUGAAGCAACUCUCUCGAAAAAGGUCGUUUUCAAACAGUGAGAAACUUGAAUUUCAAAUGAAAUUUGUCGAACAAAUGAAAAAGAAUGAAUAUGAAUUACAAAAACUCUGUGAAGAUGUAGAAUAUGCAUCAUCAAAAUCAAGAACUAAAAUAUGUUAUGGUUAUCCGACAGCUUUAUUUGGUUUAUGUCCAUUCCCAAGAAUAAAAAUCAAACCAUCUACAACAUUACCAACACAUAAUACAAUUGCAAUUCCAUUAAAAUUUCCAUGGAAUUCAGGUUAUGUCACUGAAAUUCGUACUAUGAGUUGGACAAAUCCAUCAACAUUUUUCUUUUUCGAAGCAUCACAAGCUGAAAAACAUUAA